Cooperia oncophora is the source of this 993-nucleotide messenger RNA. NCBI's taxonomy places the organism in Eukaryota, Metazoa, Nematoda, Chromadorea, Rhabditida, Trichostrongylidae. The record is from the annotation of a GenBank genome assembly.
AUGGCGGAAGCAUGUGGGAAUACACUUUUCCCCAAAGGAUUAUUUGGGACCACCCAACCUCACGCACCAAUAAAUGACUCUAAUACUCCGUCCCUCGAUGGGCCCUCCACGGACGAGGGGCGGACUGGAUCUGUAUCUAACCUUGAUCCAUGUAGUCCAGCCCAACCUCACGCACCAAUAAAUGACUCUAAUACUCCGUCCCUCGAUGGGCCCUCCACGGACGAGGGGGACUCUAAUACUCCGUCCCUCGAUGGGCCCUCCACGGACGAGGGGCGGACUGGAUCUGUAUCUAACCUUGAUCCAUGUAGUCCAGCCCAACCUCACGCACCAAUAAAUGACUCUAAUACUCCGUCCCUCGAUGGGCCCUCCACGGACGAGGGGCGGACUGGAUCUGUAUCUAACCUUGAUCCAUGUAGUCCAGCCCAACCUCACGCACCAAUAAAUGACUCUAAUACUCCGUCCCUCGAUGGGCCCUCCACGGACGAGGGGCGGACUGGAUCUGUAUCUAACCUUGAUCCAUGUAGUCCAGCCCAACCUCACGCACCAAUAAAUGACUCUAAUACUCCGUCCCUCGAUGGGCCCUCCACGGACGAGGGGCGGACUGGAUCUGUAUCUAACCUUGAUCCAUGUAGUCCAGCCCAACCUCACGCACCAAUAAAUGACUCUAAUACUCCGUCCCUCGAUGGGCCCUCCACGGACGAGGGGCGGACUGGAUCUGUAUCUAACCUUGAUCCAUGUAGUCCAGCCCAACCUCACGCACCAAUAAAUGACUCUAAUACUCCGUCCCUCGAUGGGCCCUCCACGGACGAGGGGCGGACUGGAUCUGUAUCUAACCUUGAUCCAUGUAGUCCAGCCCAACCUCACGCACCAAUAAAUGACUCUAAUACUCCGUCCCUCGAUGGGCCCUCCACGGACGAGGGGCGGACUGGAUCUGUAUCUAACCUUGAUCCAUGUAGUCCAGCCCAACCUCACGCACCAAUAAAUGGACUCUAA